AUGGCAGAAAAACAAAGGGAAGAUGGCUUGGAAGAGGGACAACAGGUGCUUCCAGGUUUUAAGCCAUGCAUACAGGAAGACGCCACCCGUGUUCGGCCGCAGACUGCUGUUGGCAGCCAGUCUCCCAGGCCCAGCAGCCGGGCUGAAAGCUUAAUUCUCCGACGAGGACAGUUGUCGUCCAACUUCAGCAGAAGCAUGAACAGGUCAAGCAGGCGUUCGGGGAACUGGGCAACGGGGGUGGACAUAGCCAGACUAUCAAUGGGUUAUGGUAGCACGAGAAGGAAGGGACUGAAGGAUAUGAUCUUCCAAAGCAGCCAGGCCAAACCCAUGUGGGUGACAGCUUCCCAUCAGGAGAGCAUUGUGCUGGACACCCAACCAGAUCAGGAACCUCUCAUGGAUGGGAACACUGAUGACUUGUCCUUAGCUCUGGAUCCAGUGGAGCACGAGUGGAUGUUGACUGUAGCCCAAGGAGAUGUAGAGAGCAUCCUCAACUUACUGGCCAAGGACCCCAGCCUUCUCUCCAGGAGAGACUUUGUGACAGGCUUCUCUGUCCUCCACUGGUUGGCCAAACAUGGCCGCCAUGAAGACUUGAUUGAGGUGAUUUCUUUUGCGGAAAGGAAUUGCUACCCAUUUGAUGUCAACAUGCCCUCAGCCAGUGGCAGACUAACCCCUUUGCACCUAGCCGCCCUCCAAGGCCAUGAGAUGGUCAUCAAAGUGCUGGUGGGAGCCUACGGAGCCAAUACAAGCCUUCGGGACCACAACGGCCGCAAGGCGUGGCAGUACCUCCGAGAAGAUGCUUCCAGAGAGUUAAAGGAGCUCUCGGGGGCUUGCGAGGAAGACCUGGCCCAGCUAGGAACUGGAAACGCCAACAACAACUGUGCUCCAUCAGCGCGAGGUGGAAUCGGCAUGUUCAAGGGGGACAGCAAGGAAGCCAGGGGCAGAGGACACAGCCAGAGGGCCACGCCCAGACUGUCUUAUUUCAGGAACAAGUUCAGACAAGCCAUUGCAUUCUUUCAAGAGCGUUAG
Podarcis lilfordi (Lilford's wall lizard) is the source of this 1026-nucleotide messenger RNA. NCBI's taxonomy places the organism in Eukaryota, Metazoa, Chordata, Lepidosauria, Squamata, Lacertidae. The record is from the annotation of a GenBank genome assembly.